GAGCUGCAGGUCAGGAGGGUUGAAUGAGUGUUUAGUGUUUCAGGGGUCCUGCAGGGGAGAGUUAGAAUGGCCGCAUUUCUCCACGUUACUCUUCUUUUGUUACUGAGCCAUGGCUCCUGUGUUCAGGUUGAUGGUGCUCCUUCUGAUGGCUCACCAACAGUGACACCAGCUGUAGGUUCAGGUUUGGAUUUGACCACUACCAGGAGCUUUGUUGGGAAUUCCAGUGCCACAGAGAUUCCCACUGCAGGAUUCACAACCAGUAAGUCAACAACUAAAACCACCGUAGACGCCAAACGUCAAACAGAGGACGGUCAGAAACUAGAGACAAAGGAUUCUAAAACAGAAGAGGAGGAGGAAGGUCCUCUGGAGUUAGAAUGUCCUCCACUGGGUCUGGAGUCACUGAAAGUCAAAGACUAUCAGCUGAGGGCUUCAUCCUAUAAACGCAGAGGCCUGGGGCCUCACAGAGGUCGACUCAACAUCCAGUCUGGGGUCGAGGACGGAGAUAUCUAUGAUGGAGCUUGGUGCGCCCUGCACAGAGACAAGAAGCAGUGGCUGGAGGUCGAUGCUCAGAGGCUGACCCGCUUCACUGGGGUCAUCCUGCAAGGACGCAGCUCCAUCUGGAGCUGGAAUGUGGUGCAUACCUUCAAGGUCCAGUUCAGUAAUGACACACUGCUGUGGAAGUCGAGCAUGAAUGGGAGUGAAGAAGCUAUAUUUGAAGGAAACCAGGACACCGAAACCCCCGUUCUGGCCCUUUUCCACACUCCCACAGUAGCACGGUACAUCCGGAUCAACCCACAGUCCUGGUAUCAGAACGGGACACAGGGAGACAUCUGUCUGAGGGCUGAGGUGUUGGGCUGUGUGCUUCCUGAUCCUAGUAAUGUCCACGAGUGGCAGGCAGAACCUUCUGAGUCCAAGGACAAACUAGACUUCAGACAUCACAACUACAAGGAGAUGAGAAAGCUGAUGAAGGUGGUGCAUGAGGAGUGUCCCAACAUCACCCGCAUUUACAGCAUCGGGAAGAGCUACAAGGAUCUGAAGCUCUACGUCAUGGAGAUCUCAGACAACCCAGGAAAACACAAACUGGGAGAACCAGAGUUCCGUUAUGUUGCUGGGAUGCAUGGAAAUGAGGUGCUGGGUCGGGAGCUUCUGCUCAAUCUGAUGGAGUACAUUUGCCAAGAGUACAAACGAGGAAACCAGAGGAUCCUCCGCCUGGUCAGAGACACUCGCAUCCACCUCCUGCCCUCCAUGAAUCCUGAUGGAUAUGAGAUGGCCUUUAAGAAGGGCUCUGAGCUGGCAGGCUGGGCCCUGGGUCGCUACAGCUACGAAGGCAUAGAUAUGAACAGCAACUUUGCUGAUCUCAACUCAGGGAUGUGGACCGCCAUCGAGCUGGAGACGGAUCGGUCCAAACUCAUCAACCAUUACUUCCCCAUCCCUGAACAGUACACCUCUGAGGAUGCUUUUGUGGCUUCUGAGACCCGUGCUGUCAUCAGCUGGAUGCAGAGCAUUCCGUUUGUCCUUGGUGCUAACCUCCAUGGAGGAGAGCUGGUUGUCACCUACCCGUAUGACAUGACCCGGGACUGGGCGCCUCGUGAGCACACGCCCACCCCUGAUGAGAGCUUUUUCCGCUGGCUGGCUACGGCGUACGCCAGCACUAACCAGGUGAUGUCAAACCCUGACCGGCGGCCGUGCCACAACAAGAACUUCCUCAGAUACAACAACAUCAUCAAUGGAGCUGACUGGCACAAUGUACCAGGAAGUAUGAAUGAUUUCAGCUACCUGCACACCAACUGCUUCGAGGUGACGGUGGAGCUGUCCUGUGAUAAGUUUCCUCAUGUCAGUGAACUUCCCAUUGAGUGGGAGAACAAUCGCGAGUCUCUACUGGUUUACAUGGAGCAGGUUCAUCGUGGAAUUAAAGGUGUAAUUCGGGACAAAGACACAGGAGCUGGUAUAGCAAAUGCCAUCAUCAAAGUGGAGGACAUCGAUCAUCACAUUAGAUCAGUGGCUGAUGGGGACUAUUGGAGGCUGCUGAACCCUGGUGAAUACAGAGUGACGGUCACUGCUGAGGGUUAUCUGCCCAACUCACGCAGCUGUCACGUCAUGUACGACUUCUACCCCACUAUCUGUGACUUCUACCUCACCAUGAUGCCCAAAGAGAAACUAAAGGACAUUCUGAGAAAGAGAGGGAAACUCCCAGAGGAUGUGCAGCUCAGACUGCGUCAGCGCCGCCUACGUAAACUCCGCGUCACCACCAAGGCCAUCAACCAGAGGCGUGCUGCAGCCGCCAAACGGGCAAAGAGGGUGUGA
Nothobranchius furzeri (turquoise killifish) is the source of this 2304-nucleotide messenger RNA. RefSeq names its product probable carboxypeptidase X1. The record is from RefSeq and is a predicted model, not a curated record. Gene Ontology annotation, biological process: protein processing; peptide metabolic process. Lineage: Eukaryota; Metazoa; Chordata; Actinopteri; Cyprinodontiformes; Nothobranchiidae. Gene Ontology annotation, molecular function: zinc ion binding; metallocarboxypeptidase activity.